AUGAUUCCAAAGUCUAAAGGAAAAAGAUCACGCCCAAUACCCACCUGGACCUCCCAAGAUAAUCCAGCCAUUGCAGAGCUCUUGGCGGCGUACUCCUUCCCACCAAAGCAAAAACUAUCGUUAUCGCCUUCCCUGCUGCGUAGUCGCACAUUUCCUUCAUCUCCAGCUAGCUCUUCUCCACUUGUCCAGGCCGAUAUCGCAGUACAGCCUAGUACUCCAAUAAGAAGCAAUAAGUCAGUGCUUCAAGCAUGCGUUGCUAUUAGAGAUCUACUACCAACAACCGUGCCACCUCUGGUUCUUGUUGAUCAGCUGUAUGCGCAACUGGGGAACGCUAAUGUAGAUCGCGAGCUGGCCCGUUUGUGUCGUCUUGGUGCCGUACGCAAAUUCAAAGUUGGUGCAAUUGGAGAGUUUUGCAUCAUGCUCAGCUGUGAUUAUGCGGAUCAAAUACGUGAAGUUGCCACCAUGCAACAUGGCGGGAUCACCGCAACAGAGGACACGGAUAGCCGCUCUCGGAAGAGGCGUCCAGUAGGCGAAACUGAACCAGAGGGUGAUAAUGCGCCCCCAACAGAGAGGCACGAAAGUGAAAGUAAUCUGUAUGAGCGUUAUAUUCAAUACGUCACCAAAGGGCACUAUGAGACAGUACACGUGUCGAAAGCAGACCUGCAGCGUGAACUAGUUGCGUCAGACGAUGAGAUCAGCACGCUAUUUUCUGCUGGAUUUCUCACGCUUAAAGAUGUGGACGAUUACUGGAUAUCCGUCCGGAACGCAGGGCUAUAUUGGACAAAUUUUAUAAAAGGCCGUCAGGAGUUACUCCAAGCAUUCAAAAGAAGGAGGUACAAUGAAAUCCUGGAAAAGGAAAUAGAAGAAAGACCAUUAAGAUCAUGUGUCCUACCUCCGAAGGUCAUCCUGUUAGAGUUGCUAGGGAAAGGGCUCGUUGAAAGCUUCGAUACACCCACGGGUCGUAUGAUACGCCUGAGGAAGAAGGCAGAUGCCAGAGAUGUCAAAUGGUGAUGACUUCCACCCCAGUUCUUUGCAGCCCGCCAUCAUGGUGCCGGCCCUUCGAGACCGCUUUCACGCCAGCGAACUUAUGGAAGCGCAUGCGGAGGAAAUCUGUUCAUCUUGAUGAAGGACGGAGCAAAGUGCAUCUCGAAGAUGUGACGGUACUCACCACCUUUUGCGGCAGACGUACUCUGUUGGCCUUGCACCAGCAAUGAAACGACUCACCAUCACGUCAUUUUCUAUACUCGGCGGCCUCCUGCUCCUGCAAGUUCACUUGUUUUCUAAAUGGCCUAAUUGGGGUGAUUGAAAAGGUUCUUGCCAGCGAUGGCGAGCUGAUCCUCUUGCACUAAUGAUUCCAAAGUUUCACCGGUCCUCUUGAGUAACUUUCUAAGCCAUGGCGCAAGAGAUCUGAUCGGCGGCCGGGCUAGUUGCUUCAGCUUUGUUCGGGGAUGAGCCGAUGGCACGGUCACCGAAGUUGAUGGAUGUCACCGAUAGCUUUGAAAUGUCGAAAGCGACGGGCUGACUUGCAAAUCAAGAAAAGAUGUGCACCCAUCGCUCGAAUUUUUGCCUUGCAGACUUGGGGCAGAGAGGUGAACACUUAGCUUGCGAUAGUAUUACGGUAGAUCGUAGCGGGAUUCAUAUUAGUGAUAGAUCCGGAUGCUGUUCGAAUGAAUAUAAUGCAGCAUGUCUAUUGUUUUAAUAAGACGUCAGCUAAAUCAUGAGGUGCUUCG
This is a messenger RNA of Spizellomyces punctatus DAOM BR117, 1730 nucleotides long. RefSeq lists its product as uncharacterized. Gene Ontology annotation, molecular function: protein serine/threonine kinase activity. Gene Ontology annotation, biological process: protein phosphorylation. NCBI's taxonomy places the organism in Eukaryota, Fungi, Chytridiomycota, Chytridiomycetes, Spizellomycetales, Spizellomycetaceae. The transcript is spliced from 6 exons. The coding region runs from base 1 to 1011 and encodes 336 amino acids. The record is from RefSeq and is a predicted model, not a curated record.